GAGUCGACCACGUCAAUGUCAAAUAAUGGUCGCGUGUUCGCAGAAAGUAAAUAAUCUAUAAAUUCAAAUAAAAAUAAAAGAAUUGUGUGUUUCUGCAUAGUGUAUCAUGUAAAUAACUCCGUAUAUUGUUUGUGAAGAAUUGUAAACAUUUAACAAAAUUGUCUAGUACACAGAUUUGUGUUGACAACACAUUUUAUCUGCAAGAAAAUGAAUUCUCACGAAGAUGUUCUGUCCUUCAUGGAUUUUAUAGAUUUAGAAGAAUCUGUUGUAGAUGAACGAUUAAGAUCUUUAAUGGCUAAGCAUAAACUUACUAAUAAGCACCUUUCAAAUGUGAUUCACCUUCUCAGAUAUAAACUUUUGAUAAAUACUCAAGACGAUGAUUGUUGCGACAAUGAAGUGGAGUACGACUUUGCGGUGAAACUUAUCAAAGAUGUAAGUGAAGAAAACGUAGACAAUGUAUGUAAAAUAGUAGCUUGUGUCCUUUCAUUGGAUACUUCAAGCAUUGUAAUGAAAUCUGAACACAUACUUCAGCAGUUCCUAUCCGCUACAGAUUCGCCGACAGAAAUCAGAGAAAAUUCUGAUUCGCCUGAACCCAACAAAGACUUACUAAACUUUAGAGUAUCAGAUAGCAUACUUGAAGCUGUUAUAGCAAGCAAAGAUAGAUGUAUACUACCAUUUUUAGAACUGCCAUAUGAGAGUUUGUUACUGGGCACAAAUGAACAACUUAAAAUUCACUUUUUGACCAGUACAGUUCCAAAGUUGUUUGAAGGGGUGUCAGGUUUCAAUGUGUUGGACCAAAUUUGGGACUUUAUAAAGCAACUUGAAAAUGAUAAAAGAGAAGUAACUCUCAAAGUUCUAAGUGUUCUAUCUGGCUUUUAUUUGCCUGUUAAUGAUGGUAAAAAUGAGGUGUUAUAUCAGUCGGAAAUUAUAUAUAAAUAUGAGCUCUGGUACAAUAUACUGUAUGGUUUAUCAUCAACUGAUCCAUCACUGAGAAGAAUAUCAAUUUAUCUAGCUAAAAGAGCAUUAGACUGUGUUAUGGCUUUGAAAAAAGAUAUUUGUGUCAAAAAUGCAAAUGAUAUUAUAUUUACAUGGGAUCACUUAAAAAGAAGCAAUGAAAGAACAUUAUGGGAUAACUUCUUUAUACUGAUGGAUAGUCUGGAAGAAAAACAGAGCAAUAUUGUUUUGCCAUCAUUAAAGUUAUUUGAAUCUCUUAAGUCCCUAAGGCAUUGGUUAGACUGUGCUUUCAAUAUUGGUCUCAAACAUGAUAAUACACAAGUCCGACUUAAAUGCAUACAGUACAGACUGGAAACUAAAAUAAAGAGCCAAGCUGAAGCAACAGUCCUGUUGGAGGCCUUAAAUGAUAUCAACAUUUAUGACAAUGUUUCUGAAUGUGAGGAUUUGAAGAAAAGACUUGGUGCAUUUUUAUCUGAUAAACAAAUAUUUAUCAAUAUGUUCACUGCAAUACCUCUGGUAAAAUGGUCUCCUGUACCAUUGUACCACAUUAGCAAUGUAAUAUCAGGACACAUAUUCAAAGAUUUUAUGUCUGAAAUAAAUGAUAUAGAUAUGACAAAACUGCUAAUAGAAAUUUUAAAAUUGCCAUGCAAUAUUGUUGCCAUAAGAAAAGCAAUUUUUAUAAAUGUUACUCACUUCAUUAGCAACAAUUGUUAUGGCUUACACUGGAAAGACCAUUUGAGCAUAUAUUGCAUUCUUCAAACUGAGUUAAAAGAAUCUGAUUUAAAUAGUCCAUUGAAUUCAUUGAUUGCUAAAUUGACUGUAAAAGAUGAAGAGAAGGUGGAAUUCUUUCAACUAAUUGAAUAUUUUCAUAUUGACUUCUGUUUACUAUACUUACAACAACACCCUGGAGAUAUGGCAGUGUUCAAUGAUGUACUACUAUGUAAAAUAAAAAAGACUCAGGAUAUAGUUUCAAGACAGUACUCGGAUAAAGCAGAGUGUCUGAAGGAUGUUGUUUACUUAACACAUCUCUAUAAAAAAAGUAGUAAUUUAAUAGAACAUAUAAAUAUGAUGGUAGCCAGAGAAUAUAAGACUAUAUUACACUAUAUGCUCAGUCUAUUAUCUAACAACACCAUACUAUCCAUUGAGGAAAUGAGCAUUCUAUCAAAUGGUUUCAGUUCCAUGAGCACUUCAAUUACCGAUUUAGAAGUCAAGGAUAUUCUAUUACAAUUGUAUAAAACAUCUGUACUAUUUGUCAAUGAUAGAAACACUAUUUUGGAGAGUAAGAUCUUAAGCAUGUUUUUAAUUAAUGUUUUAUCAAGUAACCCAAUACUACUUGCAAAUCAUAAACAUGAGAUGAUUGGUCUGAAAGACAUGAAUAUAUUUACUUCUGAUCUUGAUAACAAAAACAGUAUUGGCAGGCUUAGAAACAUGUUUUAUGAGAAAUCUUGUGAAAUAUUAUAUUCUUUACUAUGUGAAGAAUCAACUUUAGAUAGAUAUGCAAAAGACUUAGCAGAGUAUAUAGAAAAAGUAAUAGAAUGUGGUGGUUAUGGUUGCUUGAGAUGGUGCCUUAAGAUCAUGAAUACCAUAUUACCAUGCCUUCUUAAAGGAGAGAAGAGGACAUUUGAUGUUACCCAUUUUAUAUCCAGGAUGUGGAAGGAAAUAGAAGAGCUUAAAUCAAAUAAUCAGUAUAAUCCAUGCAUUGAGGAGUUUGUGAACUUGAUCACUCAAGAUGUUUUACUGAAAAGGCCAAUGUACAACAAUGUUAUUAUUUUAUACUGCAGUAGAAUCAUAGAAAAUGGUGCUGCAAAAACAACACCUAUGUUCUACUUAGUAAAGAAACUCAAUAGUCUUAAAAUUACUGAAAGCUAUGGCCAAAUUAUAUACAUUCUAUGUGCGGUUUUACUCCACUCUCCAGUACCCAGGAAGGAUCAAAGGAUUGCAGAAAACCUUAUUGUUGAAAUAUUACAGCAGCCUGAAUAUGGAUUUGAUAAGCUGAAUGUCGACAUUCACUUCGACUAUCAAAUUCAAUGCCUGUCCCUAUUGGUCCUGAGCAAAAUUCAAGACAGUGAUAUUCUUGAAAAUAUUGAGACAAUGAUAAGGCACAAAGUGGAUGAGGCUUUCAAAAAUAAACAGAGGUAUCAUGGCCACUCCCAGGCCCAUAGACUGAUGCUGACUGCUCUGCAGCAUUUACUGCUAAUAUCUGUGUUGAAGCCUGGUGCUGGUGGGAAGAACGCAGACUGGUACGUCGAGUUGCUGGGAAGGCUGCCCCAUCAACCCAGCGUGAGAAUUUGUCUGGAAUGGUACAUUGCUCUGCACAUCUUUUUGAAGAAAGCAGCCAUAAAUGAAGAAAUUCUGGGGUACCUGAAAAACAUACCACUUACUUCACAAUUCAUGAUUUUGUACUGGACUAUUAAACAUAAAAUUAUCACCAAGCAGUGUCCAAAUGAAGAAUAUGAGUUUGUAAUGGACAUUUUACUGUCCCACACUAUGGGCCAAAUGUUCAACAUCCGACUACACGCCCAGUACUUAGCUGUAAUGCUUCAUAGUAUUUAUACAGACAAUUCAAUGAAGUACGCUUACACUAUACAAGUUAUAGAAAGAACAUUUCUAGAAAGUGCUAAAGACAAAAACUUCGUGAAGCUGCAGCAGGACUAUUUCGUCAAUGCAUUUGACAUUGUGAAUGAUUUCACUCCACUCUUCCUUUAUUAUUUCUUGCCACGGUACUGCGAAAUAAAUAACAACGAAAAUAUAGACGUCGCUUAUAUUAGGGAUACUAUGAAAGUUAUAAAUGAAAAUAUUGCCAAAUGCGACUUUUUCAAGAAUUAUAGGAAAAGAUCUGAUGAAGAAAUAUUUGGGAUUAGUACAGCGAAAGACACCAAGGGCAAAGUUAGUGACGACAUCGAAGCGUCGGGGACGAUACAGAAAAAAUAUAUUCCAUGGAAAAAUAUGAGCGACGUGAACGUGUAUGAAUCUGGAAAGAAGAAAGAGAGCCCCAGCCGGCUGAUAGUCGUGGCGUCUCUGAUCGACAAGCUGCCGAACUUGGGCGGCAUGGCGCGCACCGGGGAAGUGUUCGGCGUGGAAGCAUACGUCGUGGACAGCCUGCGCCAUCUGCAGGACAAGCAGUUCCAGGGGCUCAGUGUAUCAGCCGAGCGCUGGAUCGACGUGGAAGAAGUGAGGCCGGGCCAGCCGCUCAAGGACUAUCUGAUGCGGAAGAAGACCGAGGGUUACUCCGUGGUCGCCGCCGAGCAAACCUCUACGAGCUCCAAACUGCAGUCCUUUAGAUUCCCUAAAAAAACUCUGCUACUGCUUGGCCAUGAAAAAGAAGGCAUACCCUGUGACCUCUUGCCAAUGAUGGACUACUGUAUUGAAAUACCACAGCAAGGAUUCGUCAGAUCUCUGAAUGUGCAUGUCACAGCAGCUAUCUUCAUUUGGGAGUAUACAAGACAGAAUAUUUUGUAAUUGUUAUUAAUUUAAUCAAUGCAGGGAACUAGAUGCAGGCAUUAAUCAGUUUCUGCCUGUUAUUAU
Ostrinia nubilalis (European corn borer) is the source of this 4479-nucleotide messenger RNA. RefSeq lists its product as uncharacterized. The coding region runs from base 208 to 4413 and encodes 1401 amino acids. Gene Ontology annotation, biological process: tRNA methylation. The record is from RefSeq and is a predicted model, not a curated record. The transcript has 7 exons. Lineage: Eukaryota; Metazoa; Arthropoda; Insecta; Lepidoptera; Crambidae. Gene Ontology annotation, molecular function: RNA binding; tRNA (guanine) methyltransferase activity.